Messenger RNA from Lacerta agilis (Sand lizard), 1475 nucleotides. It is a transcript of the gene SLC66A1L, whose product is annotated as solute carrier family 66 member 1 like. The transcript has 9 exons. The coding region runs from base 329 to 1237 and encodes 302 amino acids. NCBI's taxonomy places the organism in Eukaryota, Metazoa, Chordata, Lepidosauria, Squamata, Lacertidae. The record is from RefSeq and is a predicted model, not a curated record.
GUCACAUGGUGCUAAUUCCCACCAAUAUUAACUGCUAGUUUGAUACUCCAACAUGUACCACAUUGUGUUGUUAGAGCUACCACAGAGGCCUCCCAGGGACAUGCAAGCCCCGAGGUUGUUGCCAAUGCCUUUAAUGCGCGGCAGAGUGGAAACUUUCAAAGGAACGAAGGCCCUCCUGUGAGGUUGGAAACAAAAUUGUUGUACCCAAUCAUCCAUCUGGAUGUGGGAGCUUUGAAGGGGAAGAGAGAAUAUUCAGAACUGGUAAAUGGAUUUGCAUGGGGUUCAGAACUGAGCCAACUUCUGAAAUAAUAUCCCUCAACUUGAAUAGAUGGCUCUUCAGCAGCCUCCACAUGCUUUUAAUAUCUCCCUAGUCGCGGAUAGGAGAUUGUGUCUAAAUGGAACACCCUGGAUUUGGCAUCUCCUGGAAGAGUGUGUCGGGAAUGCGUGGGAGUAUUGGAGUGUUGUCAUAGGCCUGAUCUCCAUUGUCUGCUUUCUGUUUGCUGCACUACCUCAACUGUAUGUUGCCUAUCGGAAUGGAAAAGUGGAUCAAGCGCUUUCCUUGGGCUUUCUGCUAUGCUGGAUUGCUGGAGACCUCACUAGUUUUAUUGGGUGCUACUUGACAAAUCAACUUCCAAUACAGAUAAUCACUGCCAUCUUUUAUAUUAACAUGGACAUUAUUAUGAUAUCCCAAUUUGCCUAUUAUAAGCUAAAAAAUCAGAAGGUGACAAAAUGUGGCAUAAACUUGAAGAGCUGUUGUGUCAUCUGGGUCUUGAUGUGCAUCGUACUCUGUUUGAUUUUACCUGGUCCAUUACUGCUGCGGAACCAAGGCCAGAAUACUCUUUCAGGAACAAGUGAGAAGUCUCAUGGCAUGAUUGAGAUGUCAGGAUUUGUGUGUGGCUACAUAUCGUGUCUCUUUUAUUUGGGAUCUAGAAUUCCCCAGCUGUAUAAAAAUUUCCAAAGAAGAUCCACAGAAGGCACCUCUUAUCUGCUUUUUGCUUUAGCCAUGAUGGGAAACUGUACCUAUGGGCUAAGCAUUGUCUUAAAGAUACCUACGACACAGCAUCUCGUAAAUCUUUAUUUCUGGCAUCAUCUCCCCUGGCUUAUUGGGAGCUUUGGGGUUUUGUUUUUAGAUAUUUUUAUAACUGCGCAGUUUAUUUUAUAUCGCAAGCGGAAUGAGAGAAGACCCAGCUUGGUGGCCUUGGAAGUUGAACCUCUGCUCAUAAAUGAAGAUUCCUAACCUCCAUAUUUUUUGCAGCGUUUCAUUCUGAAGUCUGGAAGGCUUUUCUUAAGCAAGGGGUGAUGCUCAUUAAAGACUCAACAUACUAUCAGGUGGUUACGCUUGGACAGAUACAAUAUUACAAAAGAGGGCAACAGCCAAAGCUAAAGUUCCAGGGUAUUGUUUGAGCUUCGGUUACUGGACUUCAAGAAGAGCUAACUCUUAAAGGGAUUGUCCAUCUCAGGAAUAAAGUCUAUUU